Molecule: messenger RNA, 2650 nt
Organism: Prinia subflava (tawny-flanked prinia)
Lineage: Eukaryota; Metazoa; Chordata; Aves; Passeriformes; Cisticolidae
Gene: TERF2
Product: telomeric repeat binding factor 2
Exons: 10
Coding region: 60-1925 (621 amino acids)
Biological process (GO): telomeric loop formation; negative regulation of telomeric D-loop disassembly; protein localization to chromosome, telomeric region
Cellular component (GO): nucleus; chromosome, telomeric region; shelterin complex
Molecular function (GO): G-rich strand telomeric DNA binding; telomerase activity; protein homodimerization activity
Source: RefSeq, a predicted model, not a curated record
CCAGGAGCCCGCAAUGAUGCUUUGGUGGCGUCACUUCCGGAGCGCGGGCUCUCGGUGCGAUGGCGGCGCGGCAGGAGCGGGAUCCGGAGCCGGAGCUCGACCCGGACUGGGCCGGGAUGGCGGCGCUCCCUGAGAAGACCGUGAACGGCUGGGUCCUGCAGUUCUACUUCCACCGGGCCAUAGAGGCCUAUCGCUCCGGGCGCAACCGUGAUUUCCGCCAGUUCCGCGACAUCAUGCAGGCGCUGCUCGUGCGGCCCCUGGACAGGGAGCCGGAGAUGGCGCAGAUGCUCCGGAUAAUGCAGCUGCUGUCGCGGGUCGAGGAGGGCGAGAACCUCGGGAAGCGCCGUGAUCCCCCACCAACCGUAUGGAUGCCAAUUCUUAUAGAUUGCACCUUCGACAAGGAGUCAGAGCUGACCCCUCUUGAGUCGGCCAUGCUUGUCCUGGACUUCAUCCAUGAGGAGUUCUCUGUGGCAGACAGGACGAUGGAAGCCAUACAGAAAAUGGUGAAAGAGGCUGCCGUUGUUGUUUGUAUCAGAAACAAAGAGUUUGAGAAAGCUUCUGAUAUCGUCAAGAAGCACAUGGGGAAGGAGUCCAGGAACCAAAAGAAGAAUGAGUGGCUGGCUGUCAUCCGGGAGAAGAAUCCCUCUCACCCAAAGGUCAAAAACUUCUCCUACGAGGACUUCCAGCAGAGCAUCUUUGAGUUCCUCAAGGGCUACGUGGACGAGACGGAGCCAGCGCUGCUGACGCUGUUGAAAAAGACUUUGAAUUCGGAACAUGCUGACAAAGGGAAAUCCUUGCUGGGGACUUCUGAGUUUGCAGAUGGGCUGAACAACCAGGCAGCAGCCCCAGAGGCCUCCAGAGGGGCAGAGGGCCCAGCCACAGCUCCAGAGGUCUCGGGAAAGCUGGAGGGCCCAGCCACAGCUCCAGAGGUCUCGGGAAAGCUGGAGGACCCAGCCAGAGCUCCAGAGCUUGCAGGAGCAACAGCAGACCUGGAGGGAGCUGCCAGCCCUGCAGAAAGAGCAGCUGGUCCUACAGCAGCUCCAGAGAUUAUGGAAGAAGCCAAUGGCCCUGCAGCAACUGUGGAACCUAUGGAAGUAGUCAGUGACCCAGCAGCAACACCUGAGCAUUUAACAGCAGCAUAUGAUAUCCUGGAGAGCACCCCAGAGCCUAUGGAAAUAGCUAAAGAACCAGCAGCAGCAGCAGCCCCAGAACUCCCCAGAGUGUCCACCAGGGAAUCACAAAGGCAGCCCCCCGGAGCUGUAACCUCGUGUGGGAUUUCUGUUCUGAGAGAAGCUUUCAAGAUCCUGUCGGACUCCGGGGACCCGGACGCACUUUUCACCCAACUGGACGAAACAGACUUGCCUUCCCCCAAGCAACUGUCUCCUUCUGUAUCCCACAGAACCAAGAGAUGCAGACAAACGGAGAACCAAGAUUCUGAGACCUCAGAGCCUCCCGCAGUACCCCGUAAUAUCAAAAACUUGUUCAGCAUAAGCAAUCUGGUCGUGGAGUUGGACGGCUCGUCCAGCAAGUUGAGCGACUGCCCCGACUCUUCCCAGGAGCACGUGGUCUCCUCCGCUUCCAAACCUCCUCCGCAACUGCCUGAGGAGCCCUUGUCAGCCCAGAGUGACAAGUCUCACCAAGGAAGGUGGAACAGCUCCUGUGGCACGGAGGAGAAGGACAGCUGGAGUGACGAGGAAGAGCUCUUUGCAAAUGCGGUAACACUUGAGAAAAGCAACAUCUCCAGGACCUCCAGCUCCAAGAAACAGAAAUGGACCAUGCAGGAGAGCGAGUGGAUCAAGGAGGGGGUGCAGAAGUACGGGGAAGGGAGGUGGAAAUCCAUCUCCCUCAAGUACCCCUUCCAGAACCGCACUGCCGUCAUGAUCAAGGACCGCUGGCGGACCAUGAAGAAACUGGGCAUGCUCUGAAGCUGGGAGCCUUGUUUUGGUUUUUUGUACCUCUGUUUUUUGGAAUCUGGACCAGAGUGCUGUCUGUGCCAGUGUGGGAAGCCCCUCUGACACCAAAACCAUGAGUGAGGAACGCAGGAACCUUGUGCUCCAGCUGCAGAUGAGUGUGCUGCAGGGGGCAGGGACUGCGCAGCCUCUUGUGAAUUUAGAACCACCUGGAUUGAGACGUCCUUGUCCACCUGACCACUGCAGCUGCUGGAAUGAAUCCCAGCUGUUUGCUCAGGUGUGAUCAUCAGGAUGAUCUCAUAGGUGACUUAUUUUUUUUUGUGCUUUAGUUGUCUGUUACCUGAAUCACUUGUUUCAUGUUUUUCAUCACUUCCUUGUGGAAGAGAGGCAGCACUGAGUCCCCGAGUUUCUGUGGGGAAGAGAUCCAGGCAAGAGGACCUACUUGUAAUUUUUUUUCCUCAUUCAUUUCUGCUUUGUAAAUGACUCAUUUGUGAGGAGAAAUUCCUCCCUUGCAGCUCUGAGACUUUAAAAAGUUAAAAUUACUUUGUGUUUCAGUACUUGGAGCUGUUUGUUUCCAUGGUAAAAAUUCCGUUUCUGUCUGACUUUGGUCAUGUUUUCUUUGCACUUGUCCUGAUACUGUCCUUGCUGAGUGUGAGCUCCAAGGGUUCCACAUGUUCCUGCCUUCAAGUGCCAAAGCUGGAACAGUCAUUUGUAAAAUAAAGUUCUUUUCUUGGUUAGUA